Molecule: messenger RNA, 3345 nt
Organism: Etheostoma cragini (Arkansas darter)
Lineage: Eukaryota; Metazoa; Chordata; Actinopteri; Perciformes; Percidae
Product: proteasome activator complex subunit 3-like
Exons: 10
Coding region: 148-918 (256 amino acids)
Biological process (GO): positive regulation of endopeptidase activity; regulation of proteasomal protein catabolic process; regulation of G1/S transition of mitotic cell cycle
Cellular component (GO): proteasome activator complex; nucleoplasm; cytoplasm
Molecular function (GO): endopeptidase activator activity
Source: RefSeq, a predicted model, not a curated record
GUAAUCAUUUUGCGCGUCGCUUUCUGAUUACGUCAUUGUCUUGUGGAAGCGGUAGUGUUGACUCUGUGCAUGCGGUGUUGUUUGAGCUACAGUAUAAAGGUUUAGCUUUGCCGGACACUAGGGCAGUUUUCACGUUUAUUCCACGCCAUGUCAUCUCUUCUGAAGGUCGAUCGCGAGAUGAAAACCAAGGUGGAAGCAUUCAAGGAGCAGAUCAGCAGUGAGGCUGAGCACCUGGUCGCCAGCUUUUUCCCUCGAAAGCUUCUGGAGUUGGAUAACUUUCUAAAGGAGCCGAUUCUCAACGUGAUUGACCUGAAAGAAAUCCAUUCAGAGAUCAAGUUCAAAGUCCCAGACCCAAUUCUCUUCAAUAACAGCCAUGAUGGUGUGGACAUGAAUACCAAAAAGAGGAAACUAGAAGAUGGACUCACUGUUGAGAGCUGGCAAGGGGGAACCAAAACCUUGUUGAUGCCAGAGGGUAUGCUGAAAAGUAACACCAAGCUGGUAGACCUGAUUGAGCGAGUCAAACCAGAGAUCAGGACUCUGGUUGAGAAGUGUAACACAGUUAAGAUGUGGGUCCAGCUGCUCAUCCCCAGAAUUGAAGAUGGAAACAACUUUGGCGUCUCCAUUCAGGAAGAGACUGUGGCAGAGCUGAGGACGGUGGAGUCAGAGGCCGCAUCUUUCCUGGACCAGAUCUCCAGAUACUACAUGACAAGAGCCAAGCUUGUCUCCAAAAUUGUCAAGUACCCUCACGUGGAGGACUACAGGAGGACCAUAUCAGAGAUUGAUGAGAAAGAGUACAUCAGUUUGAAAAUCAUUGUUUCAGAACUCAGGAAUCAAUACGUGAUUCUUCACGAUAUGAUCCUGAAGAACAUUGAGAAGAUCAAGAAACCAAGAAACUGCAACUCUGAAGCUCUUUACUGACAGCCCCCCACCUAAAAACACACACACACAAACACAAAAUAUGAGCUCAGUCAGGCACUACUGACCAAUAAUUCUAGCUCGUGUUUUGGGAGUACUUGACGGUUUUUGGCUUUGACAACCUCAGGACAAUUAUGGCAUAUCAAUUAAGAUGCUGCCCGUGGACUGAUAGUGUGCUGAUAUUCAGUCUUAAAAAGUGCUGCUUUCUAUUCUAUAUUUACAAACCCCAGCUGUUUGGGUCCAUAGUGAGCUAAAGGAAGCUUUAAAAUGCAUUUAAAAACAAUUUGACCCAAUAUCAUACACAUACAUUACAUCUGUUGUGGGAUCCUCCUCCAUCUUUGAUUUAGGCCCUAUUCUGCUGUCCCCGCAAUGCUUUCUAGCACGUAACGUUCAGUUUUGGCCAUCCACUAACCUGGAAUGUAACAUUGGAUCCUUUUUUCCCCAAAAAAUAUUUCAACUGCACGCUGCUAAUACAAAGAUCGGCCACGUGGUCUGCCUCCCAUCUGUUCCACUGGGACUAAAGCUCAGAGGUUACCGCUGGUUUCUCUGCCUGUCUGGGUUAUCUACUCUUAUUUAUGCUUUCUCUUCCAGGACUAGAGUCAUCUGGUUUUUAUUAGUUUUCUCUUUUGGCUCCAUGUUGCCUGACCCACCUAGAGAAGGUUUUCCUUUUAGUUCUUGCCCUCUCUCUCUGGAACAUUCUGGACACACCACUGUCCUGUGAAAACUGUCAUUUAAAACUCCACACAGUCCUCUUCCGGUUGACUUGAAACUGUCAAGGGACAAUGCAGACUCUUUUUUUUUUUUUUUCUCAGUGCUUUAGGAAACAGCUGCAUUUCUUUAGCUUGAGUGUUGCAAUUAUCCUGAGAUCCAGAGAUUUGACUACACAUAACUCCGUUUCUCAUGAUCGCUCUUCACAUGAAGAAUAUUCUUUAUUUCUCCUUCUGCCUACAGACUGCUUUUUCUGUCUUAAGUUGUUCUUGUUGUAUCUUUGUGUCAUAGUGACACUAGAAGAUGUUAUUGCAUCCCAAGAAAAAAAAGGGUUGCCUGCCUUCCGCAGGCAUAGUGCAGAACAUGUGGUGACAUCUAUUAACUCUGUAGCACACUGCUGUCAGUAAGGACCUGUCACAAAGAGUUGGAUUCAAAAGUAUCGGGUGUUCUUCUGCAUAACAUAAUGCACAUUUAAUAAUGUGCCUCGAUGUAUCUCAAUCAAGCGAUCAAGCAGGCUUGAACUGGAACUCGAAAUGAUUUGUCAACUGUCAAACGCAACUAAAGUGUCUGUGGUUUCAUACAGCUGUUAUUGUUUUUAACGGUCCUGCACAGACAUUGCUCACCCACACAGGUGUUUGCGCUUAAAGACAUGUAAUUUGAAAUCUCAAUUUUCAGAUGUAUUGUGCUGUUAUAAUGUUGUUUUGUAUUUUGUUCACCUCACGAUAUGAAAUUGAAGUCGGGUGCUUUAAAAACAUUUUUUGCAACUUGAUAGCUUUUUUUUUUUAGGUUUUUUAAGCUAACAAAGUGAUAAAGGAACAGACCUCUCUGUGUGCAUGCAUGCAGGUAAGGGCUGUUACUUUGUACAAAAAUCUAGUUUGUACCAAUUCUAACUAAAUUAUAAUACCUUUUGAAAAGAUUGGAAGUCAACCCGUAUAACCUGUUUAAAAUUAAAAAUAUGGCUGCAGUCACACAAUAUUCUGUUUACAUGACCUGUAUCAAAUGGGGAAUAUUCUCAUAUGGAAAUAGCAGUGUAGGGCAGCUAUUUUAUUUCACCACCCAUGUCAUCCAAUCUCUUCACACCGGGCAUGUAGCGUCCGCCUCAUCCCAGCGAUAGUUUUGGCGUCUUCUCUUAUUUCUUGUGCAAGACACGAGCGUAUGUGUCAAGCCAGGCGGCUAAUCACAAGGAAGACCUCAGUGCAGCUGGAUACUUUAUUAAACUAUACACGUUCAAACUGAAACAUGGUUCAUGGUGAUUUUUUUGAGUCGGGCACACACAACCACAUAUACUGUAGGCUAAAAUUACCACAGUUUUCCCACUCAUCCUGUCUCUAUCAGAGAGAGGAUUGCUUUGUGAACAGCUCGUAUCAUCGGGUGUGAAUGGCGAGGCACACAAUCAGACUCCGCAUCCUGGUGUGUUUCAGCUGUUGGUGUGCAUGGAAAUGUACUUACUGUCUAGGGAAAACAAAGAAAACUAGAACUUUGUAAAUCCACUUGAUUUGUGUAACUUAGGCUGCUAAAGCCUUUUUUAUAUUUCAUGUCGGAUGUUGUGAUUUCCCUUAGAUUGGAAUCACAUCAGGAAGGGAUCUCAAAGCCAGUAUGGACAGGAGGAACAAGACAUGGGCAUGUGAUUACUGUGUAAAAAAUUGGAACAUAUAUCCUUACAUUUUCUGUUGCGUUCAAACUGUAUUUUGAAUUUCAAAUUAAAAACAAUGACAGCCAUAA